AUGUUUUGGGGAGCGAAACCGCGGGGGGUGCUCUGGGGCCGUGAAACAGAUCUGCAGCUGCUACGGCUGUCUGCUGCAGCACCGGCGACCCAAGUCGAUCGGGCCCUCGUUUGCAACCCCAGCUUCCCCGGCGGCCUGUCUCGCAGGCGACGAGUCAUUUGGCAUUUUCGUCGCCGAAAUUCCAGCGUCCAGCGGAUGUGCGAAGCGGCGCGUGUCUAUGGGCAGCGAGGCAGGCUGACACGCUGGAGAAUCGGGGGAGGCACAUUGGCGGUGCGAGAGAGGGCUUGGAGGGCUAAUAACAAAAGUCGCCACCCACGACGCCUCGAUGUGGGGUGA
Messenger RNA from Purpureocillium lilacinum, 336 nucleotides. Lineage: Eukaryota; Fungi; Ascomycota; Sordariomycetes; Hypocreales; Ophiocordycipitaceae. The record is from RefSeq and is a predicted model, not a curated record.